AUGCUCUUCAACAACAUCGCUUCCGCUACUCUCGCAGCUUGCGUGCUUCUGGUGCCCACCGCCCUGGCAGAUGUUAAAUUGCAGUGGCAUCCCUCGGGAAACUGUGGCACCAGUGGAGGCCCUCAGAGGACUUACAAGCGCGGCCAGUGCAUCGGCCUUAGCUCGACCAGCAACUCGGUCAACAUCCUUUCGCGCAGUGGCUCAUGUAACUUGGUGACUUAUACCUCCGGUGACUGCGACGGAAGCAAGAGAACGCUGAACACCAACGGCUGCUGGACCCUUUCGGGUAGAAACUCUGCCAAGGUUGAGUGCUAA
Colletotrichum truncatum is the source of this 315-nucleotide messenger RNA. RefSeq lists its product as uncharacterized. Lineage: Eukaryota; Fungi; Ascomycota; Sordariomycetes; Glomerellales; Glomerellaceae. The record is from RefSeq and is a predicted model, not a curated record.